Messenger RNA from Diuraphis noxia (Russian wheat aphid), 873 nucleotides. RefSeq lists its product as uncharacterized. NCBI's taxonomy places the organism in Eukaryota, Metazoa, Arthropoda, Insecta, Hemiptera, Aphididae. The record is from RefSeq and is a predicted model, not a curated record.
AUGCCAUCAACUAGUAUCCAACAUAAUUCUGAAUCAAAUAUCUCUAUUGAUAAUACUAGUUCUAAUGUAUCACCAUUUCAUCCACUUUUGGAACAUAUUGUAGAACCAAACCUCUCAAAUGAAAUACUAUUAACUCCUAAAGUAAAUUUAAGAAACAAAGACUUCAAAAAUGAUUUGAGUAAUUGGGCUAUUGAUUGCAACGUCCCCCAAACGACUGUUAAUAAACUGCUUCAAAUAAUGAAAAGUUAUGAAGUUAUUAAAACUGAAGAUUUGCCACUGGAUAGUCGGACUUUGUUGGCUCCACCUAAGUCAGCUAACAUAAUUAAAAGAAUUGUCAUUCCUGGACAUUACUACCAUUUUGGUCUGGCAAAUGGAAUAGAUGGCUUACCUUUGUCUAAAAGUAGUAAUUCUCAAUUUUGGCCUAUUUUAGCUUACAUUGUCAACGAUUCCAAAACAGUAUUUCCAAUUGGUGUAUAUCAUGGAUACACAAAGCCAAAAAAUUCAGAUGAAUUUUUAUUAGACUUUAUUGAGGAAGCGAAAUGUUUGAUGACUAAUGAAAUUAUUUUAAAUGAUCGUACUUUAAAAAUUACAAUUCAUUCAUGUAUUGCAGAUAGCCCAGCAAAAUCGUUUCUUUUAAAUACCAAGGGUCAUUCUGGUUAUUAUUCAUGCUAUCGGUGUAUUGAAGAAGGUGAAUAUUGUGGUUCAAAUGUUUGCUUUCCGUACUCAAUAUCUAAAGCAGCUAAAAGAACACAUGAAGAUUAUGUUGAAAUGAAAUAUGAAGAUCAUCAUAUUGGAAAUCCUUCAAAAUUAAUAGAGCUACCUGGUAUAGAUUUGGUUCAUAUGGUACCCCUAGAUUAUAUGCACCUUGUAUGA